UUGACCCCUUUUUCUUGGUCAUAUAAAACUGCAACACUUCGAAACCAAGCGCCAGUCCCGCUGUUAAAAGUCGGUUUUGAUUCUAUUGAACAUAACACGAUGCAACUGAUCCUUGUUUCCUGUCUGGUUGCAGUGGCUUGUGGACAACACCACCACAAUUUGAACACACAUGAAAUUCAGCAGCUUGUGGACAGCGGCUUUGGGACCUUGGAUGUGAAUCCAACCGAUGGGCAGCUGGAAUACGACGAACUCGCCAAAAUAUUUGAUCAGAGGGACGUAAACGCUGAUGGAUUCUUAACAAAAGCUGAGUUUGAGGCCCAUGUAGGGCUAGAUUUCCUUUUUAAGGAUCCUCUCUUUGGUCAUUUUGAUGCGAAUCACGACGGAUUUCUCGAUAAGACCGAAUUUGUCGACACCGCAUUCCAGAAAAUGAACCACAACCAUGACGGUAUAGUAACAAGACAUGAAUUUGACCAAUAUUACACACAGCUUAUCCAUCAUCUCAACACGCACCAUGGAUGAUACACUAAUGCAUGUGCCCAGUAUUCGUGUUUCGGAAAUAAAUCAGGAAAAAGAAA
This is a messenger RNA of Ostrea edulis (European flat oyster), 575 nucleotides long. RefSeq lists its product as uncharacterized. The transcript has 6 exons. The record is from RefSeq and is a predicted model, not a curated record. Bases 100 to 519 code for a protein of 139 amino acids. NCBI's taxonomy places the organism in Eukaryota, Metazoa, Mollusca, Bivalvia, Ostreida, Ostreidae. Gene Ontology annotation, molecular function: calcium ion binding.